CGCCUUCUGGCCGGACGGAAAUGACGACAGCCGAGGGGGGGGGAGGGAAGAGUGGCUGCUGCAACAGGGGGGAAAGGCGGGAGGGGAAGGAGAGGAGAGCGUCUGGGGGCGGGGCGGAGCGGUGGCCCGGUUUCCGGCGGGUUGUCGCGCUCUCUCUCUCCGGCCGCGGCUGCUCUAGCCCACAGCCGCUUCCUCCAUCCUGGUAUUUUUCGGAGCCUCCAUCCUGGUUCUUCCAAAGUGCCCGGACCCAAAACAGGAAAAUGGUCCAGAAAUAGAAACAUGGAGGAAACUCAAUCUGGUUAACAUGAAGGUAAUACUACUAGCAAGGGAAAAGCACCUUGAAUCCGUGGCAAGGGCAAUAACGGCUUCACCUUUUGACUAGAUUUGAGUAUGAGCACAGUUGAAGAGGAGUCUGACACAGUGACAGUAGAAACUGUGAACUCUGUGACUUUGACCCAGGACACAGAAGGGAACCUUAUUCUUCAUUGCCCUCAGAAUGAGGCUGAUGAAAUAGACUCAGAAGAUAGUACUGAACCUCCAAACAAGAGAUUGUGUUUGUCCUCUGAGGAUGACCAGAGUAUUGAGGAUUCUACACCCUGCAUAUCAGUUGUUGCACUUCCACUUUCAGAAAAUGAUCAGAGCUUUGAGGUGACUAUGACCGCUACCACAGAGGUGGCAGAUGAUGAGAUUACUGAAGGAACAGUGACACAGAUCCAGAUCCUACAGAAUGAACAGUUGGAUGAUGUGUCUCCCUUAGGCAAUGAAGAGGUUUCAGCUGUUAGCCAAGCUUGGUUUACUACUAAAGAAGAUAAGGAUUCACUAACUAACAAAGGGCAUAAAUGGAAGCAGGGAAUGUGGUCAAAGGAAGAAAUUGACAUUUUAAUGAGUAAUAUUGAACGUUAUCUAAAGGCACGUGGAAUAAAAGAUGCCACAGAAAUCAUCUUUGAGAUGUCAAAAGAUGAAAGAAAAGAUUUCUACAGGACUAUAGCGUGGGGUCUGAACCGGCCUUUGUUUGCAGUGUAUAGAAGAGUCCUUCGCAUGUACGAUGACAGGAACCAUGUGGGAAAGUAUACUCCUGAAGAAAUUGAAAAACUUAAGGAGCUCCGGAUAAAGCACGGCAAUGACUGGGCAACAAUAGGGGCGGCACUUGGAAGAAGCGCAUCCUCCGUCAAAGAUCGAUGCCGGCUGAUGAAGGAUACCUGCAAUACAGGGAAGUGGACAGAAGAGGAAGAGAAAAGACUGGCAGAGGUGGUUCACGAACUGACAAGCACUGAGCCGGGUGACAUCGUCACACAGGGGGUAUCCUGGGCAGCUGUAGCUGAACGAGUCGGGACCCGCUCAGAAAAGCAGUGUCGCUCAAAGUGGCUCAACUACCUGAACUGGAAACAGAGUGGGGGGACAGAGUGGACCAAAGAGGACGAAAUCAAUCUCAUCUUGAGGAUAGCAGAGCUUGAUGUGGCUGAUGAAAAUGAUAUAAACUGGGAUCUACUAGCCGAGGGAUGGAGCAGUGUCCGUUCACCACAAUGGCUCCGAAGCAAAUGGUGGACCAUCAAAAGGCAGAUAGCAAACCACAAGGAUGUUUCAUUCCCUGAUGGUGAUGUCGGCGAAUCAAUGUUCUUUUUGUCUACCCAUCUCCCUUCAGUCUUGAUAAAAGGUCUUAAACAGUUGCACGAGAACCAAAAAAACAACCCAACACUUUCGGAGAACAAAUCAGGCCCCGGAGUUCCAAACACUAAUGCCAAUUCAGGCGUUCAGCAUGUUCAGAUCCGAGUUGCCCGCUUGGAGGAGAAUACGGGCAUCUCUCCAAGUCCCAUGACAGCUUUGCAGAUUCCUGUCCAGAUCACCCAUGUUUCUUCAACAGAAUCCCCUGCUGCUACUGUCGACUCUGAGACCAUAACACUAAACAGUGGUACACUACAGACAUUUGAGAUUCUUCCAUCUUUCCAUUUACAGCCCACUGGAACUCCAGGCACCUACUUGCUCCAGACAAGCUCAAGCCAAGGCCUUCCUUUAACACUGACUGCCAGUCCCACUGUGACUUUGACAACCACUGCUGCACCUGCUUCACCAGAGCAGAUCAUUGUACAUGCCUUAUCUCCAGAACAUUUGCUGAACACAAAUGACAAUGUCACUGUACAAUGUCACACGCCAAGUGUCAUCAUUCGGACAGUUGCCACUGAGGAUAUCACUUCUUCCAUAUCCCAGGCAGAACUCACAGUGGAUACUGACCUUCGAUCAGAUGAUUUGACUGACCCUCCAGAUACACUCGAAGCAGACACUUUUUCAGAUGAAAUCCAUCAGCCUAAACUGACCAAUGAAAGAUCAUCGUUCAGUGAUGCUUGUGACUCCAAGUUUAGUGACCAGAAUAGCGCUGAACUAAUAGAUAGUAUGAUGGUCAGAACAGAAGAAGAAAUCUCCGUCACAGGCCUCAAGCAAGAAGAGGAUUCUCCAUCUGCUUUAGCCAGUGCUUAUGUUACUGAGGACCUAGGAUCUCCUACUAUAGAGGAACAAGUUGAUCAGUCCACAAUCGAUGAUGAAACUAUACUUAUCGUUCCUUCACCACGUGGUUUUAUCCAGACAUCAGAUGAUAUAGAUAAUGAAUCUGUCUUGCCUCUGACAACACUAACAGAUCCCAUACUGCAUCAUCACCAAGAAGAAUCACAUAUUAUUGGAUCAUCCUUGGACAGUCCUAUCUCAGAAGACUCAAAGGAUGUUGAAGAUUUGGUCAGCUGCCAUUAAACACACACUUGGUAACAGGGCAGUUUUAAACAAGGAAGCCACUCUCAAAAUCCCGUGCUGGUACCACUUCCAGAGAAAGGAGACCCUCUACACAGACAGGCUUAAUUUACCAUUCUUCUAGUUUUAAAGUAGCUCCCGUGCUUAAGCCAUGUACACUGUUGUUGCUGUUGAGACUUUUUACCUCAUUUAUGAUUACACAAUUGCCUGAGGCCCACUUUCACUUACAGUGUGGGGGUUCUUGGUUGUGGAGAUCUGUUACAUUUAGUGUUGCCAGUGAAGCCAUCAGCAAGGGAUUUUGCUCACAUCAGGUCCUGAGAAAGGGGUUAGAACCACCAAAACCUAAUCGUUCUGCUUUAAGUGAGCAAAGGUGCUUAACUAUGAGAAUAGUCAGAGGAGGCCUUCUUUCCAGCUUCCAAGUUUGUAUCUGAUUAAGUUUCAGAGAAAAGUUUGCACACCUGUAUAGUUUAAAGGGUACUAAUGGCCUCAUACAGAAGCAUUAGGUAUUUCUACCUUUUACUAGCAUUUGACACCUAGUUGGGACAUCUCUUGUAUAAAAAAUAAACGAGAUGAUUGCAUCCUCUCAUGAAGGCUGCUUCUGGCUGGCCCAUUACUAAUGAUAAGAGUUGGGUUUGGUUAUAAAAGCAUUAAUAGAUACUGAAGAAAACUCAGCUGAAGUACAAUUGUUUUUAAAAAGGGAAAAAUCUGGAUGAGAGUAGGCUUUCUCCCACACUCCAACCAUUCAGAAGCUACUGCCCUGACUAAAAUAAAAGGUGACCCAUUCAACUUCUAAGAAGGGGUAAUAAUGUUGCCUUCCCAGGAUACCAGACAGCUACUGCUUAGCUGAUUUGUUACACUAAAGGCAACAUAGAACCACUGAUGGUAUAUAGGAGAUAGGUGGUUAAGUGGAGGUAUGGUAUAGCAGCCUCUCCUGCUCAGGGGUUUGUUUUUAAAUUGACUUGUGGAAUGGAAGAAGGAAACAAAUCAACAAGUCAUUCCUGUAUUAGAAGCAUUUUAGCCAAGACAAGACUGACUGACUGAUGAUAAGGCUUUGAUGAGUAUGAUCCCUAUAGAAGAGUAAAAAAAAAAAAAAACCCUUGUAUAAAUUAUUUUAUUUAUUAUUGUAAUUAGAUUUUCACAAUCAGAGUUUUGUCUUUUUACCAUCUAAUGUGCUUUUUUUUGUUAAUGUGAAAUGAAAUUGUAGUUACAAGCAAUGGUUGGUUGCAUAGGGAACAAAAUAAUUGUAUAUUCAGUUUAACAGAAAUAAAAGAAUAUUUGUCUUA
Molecule: messenger RNA, 4019 nt
Organism: Vombatus ursinus (common wombat)
Lineage: Eukaryota; Metazoa; Chordata; Mammalia; Diprotodontia; Vombatidae
Gene: DMTF1
Product: cyclin D binding myb like transcription factor 1
Exons: 18
Coding region: 391-2739 (782 amino acids)
Biological process (GO): regulation of transcription by RNA polymerase II
Cellular component (GO): nucleus
Molecular function (GO): DNA-binding transcription factor activity, RNA polymerase II-specific; RNA polymerase II cis-regulatory region sequence-specific DNA binding
Source: RefSeq, a predicted model, not a curated record